AACAUCAUGAUGUCUUAAGCAGCUUCAUAUGCAACGCCGAUGAUAUGUUUCCGGACGGCGGAGGCAAAUUAGCUUUCAGAACCCGCAGGCCUUCCAACCUCUCUGCCGCUGCAUGGCUGGUUUUAGUGUGCAUCACGCUAAAUUAUAAGAUAAUAUAUGGUGCGGACCUGCCGGACUGCGUUGUUUACCCCGCAACGAGUUCGUUGUUCGGGCCAUGCAAGUCGUCUCUUCAACGCCGCGCUGGCGAGGACAGCGGCUCUGUGUACAAACUUGAUAGCGCCCGAAUCGUUGCCGAACGGGAGCCGCUCGCAUGGUUCCGGUGGGGCAGGCUCUACGGACAGCUCUCCAGCUCAGCAGGCAGGCACCGUGUCUUGCGCGACGUCACGGUGGAGCUUGACUGCGGGGACCUAUGGCGCAUCCAGCAGAGGGAGUGCGAUGCGGCCCUUUGGCAGGCCCCGCAAUGGCCAAGUGCAGGGUUACAGGCCGGGCCCGGGUUCCUGUUUUGGCCGGCCCUGCACGGCGCAAUGUCGAGCGCCGUGCGACUGAACCUGACUUGCCCGGCGGAGGAGUGGCGGGCGCUGCUAGCAGGUGGGGCAGCACCGUCCAGCGGCCCUGCACGCGGUGGCGGUGGUGGUGGCGGUGGGUCCACGGCUGGCAGCAAUGCCACAGGGGCCUCACGCGGUAGCAGCACACGCUUGGCGCCGUGCGGCACAGCCGCCGUCAGCUCGGCAGCGGAGCUGGCAGCGGCGCUUGCAGCGCUGCAGCCCACACACGCCGCGGUGCUCAUCACGCUCACAGCCAACAUAUCGCUAGGUGACAUCAGCAGCUCAGCCUCUGGGACCCCAACGCCGGUAUAUCGGCCCGUGACGCUUGUGGGCGGCUGGUCGUCGGCGGCUGCGGCGGAGGCGGAGGCAGAGGCGGAGGCCUCUGUGCAAGGCGUGCCUUCAUCCAAAAGGCAGCCGCCGGUUGCACCGAUGCAAACGGAGUUGGACUGGGCGAUGCGGGUGGGGGCAUUUGAUCUGACGAGCCCACCGCCACAAGCAGCAGCAGCAGCUGCGGCGGCAUCAACGGCAGCUCCAGGGGCGCGCGGAGGCACCGCCCGGCAGGCACGGCUUGUGCUGGCGGACCUCACGCUGGUGAACAUGCCGGCGGGGCCGCGGGAGACCUGGCCUCUGGGGCUGCUGCCGACCAGCAUGCACGGCGUCGCGGGCGUGGUGGGCCGCACUGCGAGGCCACCUGCUGCCGGCACCGGUGCAGGAGGCCGCGGCAGCAGCAGCAACACCAGCAACAGCAGCAGCGCCGGGCCGGACAAGGGCAGCAGCAAAGGCCUCGGCGGCGGGGGGCCCGUCCAACAGGAGGGGGUGCAGCUGGAGCUGAUCAGGUGCCGUGUGGUGCUGCCGCCGGGGCCCAUGAGGCUCUUGAGCCACUGGGCGACGCGCGCCGCGGCGGUGGCGGCGGCAGAUGCGGAGGCGGCGGCGUGGGAUGAGGGCGAUAGGGAAGGAUGGGCGCGAGCGGUGCCGUCACCGGUCCUGGGCGUGCGGCUCGCAUCCUUUGCGGCGCCGCCGACAGCAGCGGAGCGGGUCGCGGUGCAGUGGCUGGGGAGCUACAUGACGCAGCUGCCGCCGGUGGUGGGCGGAGACGGCGCCGUCACCGCCUCCGUCGCGGCGCUUCAGGGCUGGGGCCGCCUCUGCAACACCACCCUGACGGCGGCGCCGCUGCGCACGCCCGCCGCACCGCCCCGGCCCUUGGACCCCUGGACCCUAAGCGACCCACCCGUGCCGCCGGCGGCGUGGGCCUUCGCCGCCAGCGCCGAGGAGCUGUUGCAGCUGCUGACGGCGCCGCCGGACUGGCACAGUCAGCCCGACGCCGCGCCGCGGGAGCGGGUGGUGGUGCUGCUGCGGGAUAUCGACCUGGCGGCUGCGGCGGCGGCGGCGGCGGCCCUGCCUGAGGCCGGCCUGGUCCUGCCGUACGGCCUCACACUGGUGGGCGCAACCACGAGUACGGCAGCUGCUGAUGGGGUGUCGGAUGUGUCGUACCGUUUACGUGUACGGCUGCACCUGGGCGGGCGGCGGCUGGUGGGCUCCGUGCCUGCGGGCGGGCGGCUGGCGUUCCGGCACCUGGUGGUGUCAGGUCUGCCGCUGGACGGGGCUGUAGCAGCGGCUGCGGUGGAGGCAGCGGCCGAGGCAGUAGCAGCAGGCGUGGACUCGGAGGCGGGGUCUGCGUCGGCGCCAGGCAUGGCUGCGUGGCUGGCCAGGUGCGGACCGGCGCGCACCGGUGCCCCCUCCUCCGGCUCGGCCUCAGCCGCCGCGGAGGCCGCCUCAGCCGCCGCCAAUACCGCCGGCGCUGCUGCUGCCGCUGCAGUGCCGGCGCUGCGUGUGGAGCUUCACGGCUGUGACCUGGAGCUGCCCGCAGCGGUGCAUGACGCACUGAGGGCGGCCAACAGCCACCGCAUGUGCAUGUGUGCCGCCGCCGCCGCCGGCCCUUCACCAGCAGCCCGCAGCGGUGCCCUGGCGACGGCGUCGGCCGGGACCUCUGCAGCCACCCCCGCCACGCAGUCGGUGCAGCAGUGGCAGCUGGCGGCGCGCCUGCUGGAAAUCAACGGCGAGGUGGACUGGGGGGAUGCGCCGCAUGUGCUCGUGCGGUCGGGAGUGCUCGCGGCGGCGGGGCUGCGACUCAAUUCCACACGACUGGUGGCGGCGGCGGCGGCGGCGGCAGGCGGCGGCAGCGCCGCUGCCGCUGCCAAGGGGAGCAGUGGAGGUUGUGACCUAGCAGAGCUGUGGGACGCUGUUGCUUCGCCAGCAUCACGCCCAGCAGAGCGACCGGUGGAGGAACCAUCAAACCAGCAAACUGCAGGCGGCUACGCACUGUCGCGGAGGCGCCUGGCCGCCGCCUGCGACACCAGCGGCUUCAGCGCGGGUGAGCUGGUCGGUGGGGUGCUGGGUGGCUUCGCCGCGGGGCUGCUGCUCUCCGCCGCCACCGCCGCCGGCGUCGUGAUGUACACCCGGCGGCGGCGGCACAGCUGGCUCAGCAGCCGGCUUGGCGCCGAUGCUGCCGCGGCGCCUGCUCCAGGCAACAAGCCAGUUGUGCUUCCGCGUUCAACGGCAGCAGCUGGGUCUGCCGCCAGCGCGGCCGCCGCCGCCGCAGCAGCAGCAGAAACCGCAGCCGCUGCUGCUGCUGCCACUACGGCUGGCGGCGGUGCCGGCAUGGCCGCCGGGCUGCUGCCUGCAGGAAUGCUCGGCCCGCACAGCACCAGCCGAGGGGCACCGCCGCUGUUGACAGAAGCGGGAGGUGCGGCGGCGGCAGCACCAGCGGCAUCGGGCUGGGCACCACCACCACCGGCGGCGGCGACGGCGACAGCCGCAGCGCCAGCGCCGAGUGCUGCGGCUGCGGCGGUCCUGCUGACCAGCGUCGGCCCCGAGGACUUAGAUGCGGGCGCGCAUGCCGCCGCUGCUGCGGUGCGCGCUGCAGCUGCAGCGCCUGCUGUCACUGGCAGUAGCAAGUCGGCGCGUCUGUCGCCAGCUGGCCCCAUCGCCAGCCGUGGCAGUGCGUCCGACAGCGGGAGCGUUGUCGCCGCAGGCUCCUCAAGUCGAGCGCGUCUGCCUCUGCCACUGUCUUUGCGGACUCCUAACGCACCGCCGCCAGUGGCAUUCGUGCCCGCGGCCGGGAGCAGCACGGCGGCGCCGCAGCCGCUGCUGACGAUUGCGCCCGAGUCAGGGAACCUGUCUGCAGAGCUUGCUGCUGCCUCGGGUGCGGCUGCGGAUGCCGCGGCCGCGACCACGGGUGCCUGCACGGGGGCAGCACCGGGCUCUACUGGCCGGUACGCAGGGCCCGGCUCCGCUCCGCACCCGGCGGUUGCAGGUGCGGGCCGGCGGGCCGGCGGCAGGCAGGCAUCCCUGGCAACACUCCAGUCCGGGGCGUAUGUGCAAAUGCCCGCCGGCAACGCCCGACCGGCGCCCCUGCCGCUGACACCGCUAGGAACGCACUGUGACGACGGCGGCAGCGCAUCGGCCAAGCCGGGCGGUGCGCGGGUGGCUGACGUCGCGCUGGCCGCAGCCACGGCCGCGGAGGCGGCGAUCAAGCGCGAGGAGCAGGCCGCGGCAGCGGCGGCGGCGGCGGCGGCGGCGGCGGCGGCGGCGGCGGCCGCCGCAGGCGCGGCAGCUGUGGCUACACAGGAGGCCGCGCAACCCGAAGCGGCGGAGCAGCAGGCGGCUGCGGCGGCGGCGGCGCGGGCGGCGGAGGCGGCAUGGCAGGCGCGGCUGGCGGCGGCGGCGGCGGAGCAGAUGGAGGAGGACGCCUUUUUCGCCGCGUCCAGCGGCGGCCCCGGCCUAACCACGCUGUCCAACAAGUCCGACAGCCAGUUGGACGCCAGCGGUUCGGCCGCCGCCGCACGCAACGCACGCGCUCGGCGGCGCAGCAUGUUCGACUGUCUUCUGCAGGCGGAGCGGCAGCAGGCGGCGGCUGCGCGCUACCUGCACGCCCGUACACCUCCGCGAGCGGCGGCAUUCGCCACGCCCGCCGCCGGUGCCAUCACAGCUGCCUUCGGCGUUGCCCGCCGUGUGCCAUCCGUGACGAUGCCCUCCGCCGCAGCUUUGGGUGCCAGGCCGGCCGGCGGCGGCGGCGGCGGCGGUGGCGGCGGCAGCGGGCUUCCCUCACCGUUGUACGGGCGACCCGCGGGUGGCGGCGGUGGUGGUGGUGGUGGGCGCCUGAGCGCGACUGGCAUGAUGGCGGCUGUGCAGCACGCCGGUGGCCCGCCGUCCGCCGGCCUGGGUGGCAGGCCCAGCGCUGGGCAGCGCUCCGCCGGGAUCCCCCGAGUGGCCCUGCUGGGGCUGGCGGCCGGCAGUUCGGCGGUGCCGUCGGCGGCAGAGGCAGCUGCGCCCGGUAUGGGCGCUGGCGGCGGCGGUGGAGGUGAUGGCGGCACGGAGGCGGCGCACCGGGCCCUGGCGGACGAGAUUGAGGGCAUGAUCACGCGCCUGCAGGACGUGGGGGGCGGCGUGUCCGGUCCCGCCACCCCCACGCCCUCAGGCAUCAUGCCCCCCUCGGGCAGCAGCGGCGCCAUGGCGGGCGGCGGUGGCGGCGGCGGCGGCGGCGGCGGCGGCGGCGGCGGCGGCGGAGGGGUGGCCAGCGGCCCCCCCAGCAGCACCGGCGGCGGCCGCGGGCGCAGGCAACAGCUGCUGGGGCAGGGCGCAUACGGCCGCGUCUAUAAAGGCGAGUGGCGCGGCCUGCCUGUGGCCAUCAAGGUGCUGCUGCUGCGGGAGGGCGACAGCGAGGCGCGGCGGCAGCGGCUGGUGCGCGAGGUGGCGCUCACAGCCACGCUGUCGCACUGCAACGUCGUGCCCACCUACCACUACUCUCUGCAGCCGGUGCGGGUCUUGGCGGGCGGCGGCGGCAGGCGCAACCCCGUGCUCCAGGCCCAGCGGCUGCUGCAGCCCGCGGAGGGCGCCGUGCCCACUGCGGAGGGCGCGCUGAUACGGGUGGGCGCGGCGGCGGUGCUGCCGGCGGCGGCGGAGGCAAGGGUCCAGAACACCUUUGACGGCAUGGAGAGCUCUACUGAGGAGGAGGUAGUGGCGUUCCAGCUGUCCAUCUACAUGCAGUACUGCGACGGCGGCACCCUCAAGGAGGCGCUGAAGGCCGGGCUGCUGGCGCCGCCGCCGCCGCCCUCUGCUGCAACCAGCAGCGGCGGCGCCGGCAGGUCUGGCGGCGGCACCGGCCGCGCGACGCCCAGCCGACACGGGUCCGUCAUCACGGCAAGGUCAGCGGCAGCGGCGGCGGCGGCUGUAGCUGCUGCAGCGGCUGCCGCGGCCACGGCUACGGCCACGCCUGGGAACACCGGUGGAGUGGGACAGGCAGCGGCUGUUGCAGCGGCAGGCGGCGGCGCGACGACGCCGGGCGCUCCCGCAUCACCGGUUGAGCCGCGAGCUGUGCACUGGCUGCUCCCGCCGCCACCGGCACCACCACCGCCACUGGCCCAACCACUCUCACCACCUGGUGGCGUGCAGUCCCCUCUGCCUCAGUCGGCCUCCCUGGCCACCGCGCCAGCAGCGGCACCGGCGGACUCGCAGACGUCGCCCUUCAGCGCGCUCGCGGGUCUGAGGCUGAUCGCCUUGCAGCAACCGGCGGCGGACAGCCCGGCCACGCAAGGCGGCGGUCCCCUACUUCCCACAACGGCAGCUGGUCUGGUGACGGCAGCUCAGCCGCCGGACCGCGCGGCGUCUGCUGCAGCAGCCGCCACCGCGGCCCCAGCAGUGCCGGAGGCGGCGGCGGCGUCACCGACCAGCACCCAGUCAGUGCCGCUGCCACCGCCGCAGCAGCAGCCGCUGCCGUCCUGGGCGGCGGCGUUGGCGCAACGGAAGCGAGUGGAGUGGGAGGAUGUUCGCAUGACCGGAAACCUGCCGCUGGCGCUGCUGGCGGCGCUGGAUGUGCUGCAGGGCCUGGCGUACCUGCACUCCUGCGGCGUCAUUCACGGAGACCUGAACGAGAACAAUAUAUUGCUGGUGUCGGCAGACCCAGUGCUGCCGCCCGCAUUCGCCGAGGCAGUCGCCGCCGCCGCCGCGACGGCAGCAGCGCCGUCAGUGCCAGCGCUAACGCUUUCUACGGGCACACAAAUGCUGUCCAGCCAUGGUAGCGGCGGCCAUGCUGGAAGCGGCGUGCUGUCGACGAGUGGCACCUUGGAGCAGCUCACAGCGGGGCCUGGGGCGCGUGUGUUGGAGAGGCAUGAGGAGGCGCAACGCCAGGCCCAAGCCCAGCCAGCGGGCGCGGCGGCUUCACCACAUGACAGCGCCGCCGCCGCCACUACCACUGCCAGCGCGGCGGCAGCGCGUGUGCCUGCGCCCGACGGCUUGUCGGGCGGCGGCGGUGACCGGGGCUUCAGCCGAAGUGGGUCGCUGUUAACGCCCAUAUGGGACGGCAGCAGCCGCGGCACCAGCCACGCCAUUGGCGCCGCUGCUGGCGGCCACGCGGAGGGCGCGGCCACAGCCCAAUCAACGGCCGGUGCUGCGGCCGCCAGCGCCAGCACGGGCACGGGCGGCGCCGCAGCAGCGCCUGCCGGCAGCAGCGGCGCCGCCGGCUCCACAUCCCGGCUCCUGUUGCGCCGCGGCAGUGCCCUGCUUCCCACCAUCGGCUCCGUUGCAUCGGGUAGGUCCACUGGCUCCAGCACUGGCGGCGGCGGCGGUGGCGGCGGCUCCUCACACCUGGUUGCGCAGUACCGGCGGGUGUCGGAGCUGCUGCGGCACGUGUUCAAGAUCUCGGACUUUGGGCUGUCGGUGCGGCUGGAGGACCCCGGCCAGACGCACGUGUCAGACAUGGCACAGGGCACGCCCUACUACACCUGUCCGGCCGUGAUGACCUCCGGCCAGCUGUCCCCUGCCAGCGACAUCUACGGCUUCGGAGUCAUCUGCUGGGGCCUGAUGCACGGCGUGUCCAUAUGGGAGAUUGUGCACCUGCUGCCGCCCGUGUUCGCGGUGGCUGCGCCCACCCUGCUGCGGCACACCAGCCAGGAGCUGCCGCCGCCGCUGCGCGAGGUGCUGCGGCGCUGCCUGGCGCUCAACCCCGCGGACCGACCCACCGCCUCGGAGCUGCUGCCGCUGCUGACGCAGCAGCUGCAGGCCGCUCUGGGUCCGGAGCUUGCGGCAGUGGUUGCGGCGUCGGAGCGGCGUGAGCGCUCGGAGCGGCGUGUGGCUGCCUUGGGCUCAUCCACCGGCAUGCUGCCCACGCCGCCCACAGCGGCUGACUCAGCCGCCGCCGCGUUCCUGGCGCAACCGGCAACGGGUGCUGCUGCAGCCCCUACUGCUAGCGGCAGCGCUGCAGCAGCUACUGCGGCUGCGGCUUCUGCCAAUCAGGCGGAUGCUACAGCGGCAGACGCGGCUGCAGCAACUGGAAGGCAGCAGAGCGGGGGGCUGGGGGCACUGCCGCUGGCAUAGGCCCGGGCAGGGCUCAUGCCGAAGACUUAAUUUUGUAUCGCCACUCCUUGUGAGUGGCACUGGCAGGGAAGAGUUGGAUUUGUAUUGCUACUCCUUGUGAGUGAGUGGCGCUGCUGGCAGCAGGCCUGCGGCAGCAUGGAAGCGUCGCAUACCUGUGCCUUGUUGACGCCAGGGAUUGCGGCUUGCUACAAAGGGAUCUCUGGGUACGGAUGCCCCCAAUCUAUAAGCGCGGGCAUUCGAAUUGGGCAGGCCAAUCGCCCUCGUUUCCCCCAGUGAAGGCGGUGGGUUUGCACUCCAUCACAAACUGCAUGCAAGGCUGUGAAUAUACGUACUGUUCUGCUUGCACUGACCAUGCUGCUGCUGGUGGCUACUACGGCUCCCCCAAUGUCCGAUUUCAGUCGGCACCGCUUUGGAUUGGACGCCAUAUACGCACUGUUGUUUGCGUACACUGCGUAUUGAUGCUGCUGUUUGUGUUGAGAUUCUUUACUUGUUUUGCCUGUUUGUCUUAAGGCAAGCAUGAGAAGUCAUUGAGGGACUGGCCAAAUGGGUAUCACGAGCCUGGCACCGUCCAUUGAGCAUUGCAAUAGCUGCCACGGACAACGCAGUGCUACCCACACGCAAGAGAGGCGCGGUGGGACACAAUCGCUCAUCAUGCACGAGGGGUCCAUGGGGCUGCACGUACUGCACGGCGGGAAACCUGUUGGGGGCAAGUGUUGUGUUGUGGCAAUAUGGCUUGAACACGCAUGCUUAGUUGUGCACAAAUUGAGUUUUCAUCUCCACUUGCUUUCAGUAGAAUUGUUCCCACCCACACUGUUCACAGUGUGUGGUUUAUACGUAUUAUGUUUUGCAUGUGCGGUGGCUGGUGACGAACUUGGUGUUCCCAUUGCUCUCUGCUGCUGUGGGUGACCGUGUUUGCCCGCCAAGCCAAAAUGACGCCGGGCGUCGCAACUGUAACCAAAAUUCGACUUUGUCACCGGGCCUUAGUCCAGUCAAGUCAAACGGCGUGAUGGGAUGUGUUCAAAGCCCAUGACGCCUUGUUCACCGUAAGUAUCAACAACGCACACAACGGGUUAGCGAGGCUGCAAUGAGCAUUUUAUGCAGUAUAUAUACGAGCCCUGCGCAGCCAGCCAUGGCUUUGUUUGUUAAAGUGGGGCCGAAGUCAGUGCCGGAGUGGUUGUGUGCAUGGACAUGGCUAUUGCACACGGAUUGUGACAUAGACACAGGCUAGUGUCGUUGGCACGUGGGCCGUGAGAGUGGGCGUGGGCCGUGGGAGUGGGGCUGGCGGCAUCACGACCGGGCGUUCGGGCGUAGAGUGUGCCCGAACGUCGUUUGUGCCUUUGUGGACCGUCUGACGCACAACAGCACUCAGCUGGUGUUGGGGCAGCGCAUGGCAUACCGUGCCAUGUCCUGCGAGUCUCCUUCCUCGUGCAGUCGUGCUUUCCAACACAGCUGGUGACGGCUUGGGUGACGGGGUCAGCCGCCGCAUGAGCGCAUCAGAGCGUGGCGGCGCCCAAGUCGCGCCGCCUGUGGAUGACCGUGCUGGACGUAGCAUGGCCGCAUGGGCCCUGGAGGCUGCUCGUGCUGGUGCACAUAUGGCGGCAAGGGAGACAUGGCAGCAGCAGGGGAGGCAUAUACCCCCCUGGGCAGCAGCGUGGUCUUUGCUCGGCAUAGUGCUCACGCACCUGACGCACGCCAUAUCCCACCCUUAGUGGUCGUCGCCAGGGGUUCUUAAGAGACUAGAGACUUUAACGUUUGUCCCCCCCAAAAGCUGUAAAUCUCCCCCCCC
Chlamydomonas reinhardtii is the source of this 9702-nucleotide messenger RNA. RefSeq lists its product as uncharacterized. The record is from RefSeq and is a predicted model, not a curated record. Gene Ontology annotation, molecular function: protein kinase activity; ATP binding. Bases 525 to 7916 code for a protein of 2463 amino acids. Gene Ontology annotation, biological process: protein phosphorylation. The transcript is spliced from 19 exons. Lineage: Eukaryota; Viridiplantae; Chlorophyta; Chlorophyceae; Chlamydomonadales; Chlamydomonadaceae.